AUGACGCCAUCCUCUCUUUACGAAGAGAGUCUAAGAGAAAAUCAGAGGACAGCGCCGUGCCAUGCGAGUGAAAUCUUCGACUCAGUGGAUGACAGUUAUGACUACUGGAAUACACCAUUUAGCACUAUAUUAGAUGAGUAUCUGCUAAUGAAAAGAAUGAAAGCGAGAGCAAAAGAUGUUCCUUACAUGACCUCUGCCUGGAAGACAGCUAUAAGAGCAAAACGUCGUUUCUCAAAACGAUUUAGCCAAAGUGAGACACCUGAGAACUUCGAACUAAAACGGAAAUGGAGGAAUGAAGCAACAAGACAAAGGAGAAUAGCGAUAAGAAAUUAUUGGAGUGAGGUUUCGGAUAAUCUGCGUCAAAACCCAAAGAAUUUCUACAAAACUUUUAAACCAUUCCUGGAUAGGAAGGACAAGGGAGACGGUACAAGGGAUAUACAUCUUAAUAUCGACGGUAACGUAGUGAAAGAUCAGGAAGGAGUAACUGAACAUUUGGUGGAGUACUUCUCCACAAUGGCGAGUGGGAUUGAUGGAGAUAACGUAGAAUCUCUUAACGAGAGUGACUUUAAGGAACACAGUAGUUUAAAAUCAAUCUCCACCAUGAUAAUUACACCGAAAAAUUCCUUUUGUUUCAGACCUGUGUCUUAUCAUGAGGUGAAGGAUGCCAUGGACAAGAGUGAGGCAAGAAAAGUUGCAAGACAUGAUGGGAUACUACCAAGAAUGUUGAAGUUGAUGGCUGAAGAACUGGCACCCUCCCAUAAAGGAUCACACAUUUGUGAGUUGAACAAUGACACAGAUGAAAGUGCAUCUCAUCUUGCGUUGGCGGAGAGGGAACUUUAUACUCACCAUGCUGUUGAGAAUGCUUGCCAUUGCAAACCUUGUCCGGGGAAAUAUGCCUCCUGUCAAGUAGGGUUUACCGAUAAGGGAUAUAGAUGUGACUGCCGUAAGGGGUAUGGAGGGAAACAGUGCAAUGAAGGUAUUGACAUAUCUAUUUCCAAGGAGAAAGACUUGAACCUUAAUCAAAUAACAUCAUAUUCCGAAACUGAAAUAAAACCAGGCUAA
Molecule: messenger RNA, 1062 nt
Organism: Orbicella faveolata
Lineage: Eukaryota; Metazoa; Cnidaria; Anthozoa; Scleractinia; Merulinidae
Source: RefSeq, a predicted model, not a curated record